Messenger RNA from Neospora caninum, 3114 nucleotides. RefSeq lists its product as hypothetical. The record is from RefSeq and is a predicted model, not a curated record. The transcript has a single exon. NCBI's taxonomy places the organism in Eukaryota, Apicomplexa, Conoidasida, Eucoccidiorida, Sarcocystidae. Gene Ontology annotation, biological process: macroautophagy. Bases 1 to 3114 code for a protein of 1037 amino acids. Gene Ontology annotation, cellular component: endoplasmic reticulum.
AUGUACUGUUUCCGGAGCCCCGUCAUAUGCCAGAAAUCGAUCUCGUGUCUCCUCCUCAAUGGCGGUCUCUUCCUGGGACUGAUCCAGUUCUUCACCCACAUUUUGAUGCCCGUAAUUGCCGCAGUUUCGUCGUUCCUGAUCUGCUUCAUAGCCACCCUUGUCUCGUUAUUUUCUUCGGACUCCACAGCCACGGAGAAACAUGCCUCGUCUGCCCCGUCUCUGAGUCCAGCCGCUCCCGCCCACGCUGGCGACCUCCCCGCUCUCUCGCCUCUCCUUUCCUUCGAUGUGUUCUCGCCCCUCGUCCUUGCGUUGUUCCCCUUCUUCCCGUCUCUCGGAAGUUCACCCGACGCCAGAGUGCCUCUCGCUGCAGGCGGGCCAGCGCCAGGCGCGGCGUCUCCGUUUGGCCGCCAUGCGUUGCCGACGACUGCUUCCGCCCCGCUCGCCGCUGGCCCUCCCGGGGCCGACACUGUCGCCUGGCUUGUCCCUCUCAUCGAGUGCACGCUGUGGAGUCUCUUUCGAUUUCUUGUCCUGUAUCCCCUCUAUUGCUGCAACAGCUUAUUCAAUUCCCUGUGGUACCGAGACAUCGCGGACACCGCCGCAGCCCUGCUCCUGCAGGAUGAAGAAGCCUUGCGCCGAGAGCGAACGAAACAGUUCAAAGAGAAGAACGGUCCUUGCCGAGCCUCCUUUGCGGCAGAAAAGGCGUCGUGUCCAGCUGUUCCCUAUUGCGGACCUCGUUCUUCAGGAGGCGCAGCAGCCGAAAACAGGUGGAGUGCGCCGAUGAAAACGGAGUUUGCCUGUGAGACGAAGGAAAGAACGCGCCUGUCUAAUGCUCCUCUUCCGGCGGUAUGUGAUUUGAACGACGCCUCGCCCACGUCUUCUCGGGCGGUUGCGCGACCAGGCUCCGUGGCCUCUGACGGGGCCCAGGACAAACCUUUGGCAGACCCUGGCGCCCGUCGUGCCGGUUCUGUCUCCAGAGCGCUCCAGAAGCGCAGCACUCGUGAACAGACGUCUUCUUCGUUGGGAUCCUCGUUUUUCAGGAUAGUUGGCGAGCGUGCGCCAGGGCGUCUCUUUGCGCGUUUACGGGGAGUGUUGUGGACGGGGGCAAGAGGCGCCGAACAGACAGAAACGUGCCUCGGGACACGAGAAGGGGCGUCUCCGUUCGACGCCAGUUCGACCGGGGGCGGGAAGGUUUUUCAAGAACGAGCGGCCGCAGUUGCGGCUGGGGGAAGACACACUGAGGCAGGGAAUCACGGGGAGUCUCGCCUAGGGAAGACGGCUCGAGCGCGCUUCGCGGGGGCGCAGGGACCGGUUGCCUUUGCCUCCGUUUUCAGAGAAACGCAGCGUUCUUCGCCGAAGCACUGGGAGGUGAGGAACGAAUCGGAACCCGAUGGCCCGUUUUUCUUCGCGUUCUUCGCGCACGUGUGCGAAUGGUUCUCGCCUUCGGAAAAGCACGCGCUUUCAACUGCGCCCCCUGUCUCUCCAUCUGCUUUCUACUCGGCGUCCUUUUUCUCUUCGUCGCCCUGUCCUCCAGCUGUCGGCGGGCCUUCCUCAGGAGGAGUUUCCCCGUGCGAGUUUGUGCUUCGCCUGCUGAUCCACUACGUUUGGUGGAUUGGCGCGUCGGUCGUUCUGCCGCUGGUUCCCUUUAUCGGCCCCCCGCUGUCCCUGAUCAACCUCUCGUGGCUCUUCGCCUUCUACUGCUUCGACUGGCACGACUAUCUCCCCUACACUUCUUUCUCGCCGUCGUGCGCGUCUCCCAGCCUCCCCUCUUCCUCGGCUGCGCGUUCGGUAGACCUGUGGAGCGAGAACGACGGAGGCACAGGUUGCCGGGGCCCACAAAGUGGGAAAGAAGAGGGAGACCGAGGGCGAUGCCAGGCGUGCUUCAGCAUGAGAGAAGAACAACGGGGGAGACAACGACUGCACAUCGUGCCUGAGGGCUGUGACCGCUGGAUUACGCGAGAUGGCCCACAGGGCCGUCUCUACCCGCAGCGAUCCUGUUUCCCUGGUGGUCCAAGGGACCGACAUUCCUCUGCCUCUUCCACCCCUGAGAGACGUCUCCUUGGGCUUCGAGUUGGCGAGAACGACUCUCUGCACUUUUCGUCCUUCUCCUCGUUUUCGCCCUUUUCUCCCCACGUGUCUGCCUCGCGCCCCGCGUCUCCAGUCCCCCGACAGGCGCCAUGGGGGGAGACGGAGACGCUUGGAGACAGGGGGGCCCACAGUGUGGGGCGGGCGUGCAGGGGGCGAGGUCAGACCGACGCCCGGUCCCCAGGGAGCGCAAGAGAAGAAGGCGAGGAAGUCUUCGCGAGACGCGUCCACGCAUGGGUCGAGAGUCAGCAGAAAUCUCUACGAUUAAGACACGACGGAAGGGCUAUCUCCCCUCAGAUGCAAAUGCGGAUUCAGCGUCUGGCUGCACUUUUUUCGAUCAAGAGGGAGGCGGGAAACGCGCGAGAGACGAAGGAAAGAGGGAAAGGGAAAGGCUUCUCUCUCCGCCCUCUUUCAAAGGCCACCGACCCUGCUGGGGGCGCCGCCCCGCGGGCCACGAUGGCACGUAUCGGGUCUGAAACGCGUUUUCGUCGACCGCUCGCUGCGCACCCCGGACGUGAGGCUUCUCCUGCGGCCUCGCCGCUUUCCCCAGCCUGUCCUGAGUGGGCCAGCCGAGGGCCGAACGCACCGGGUCUCUUCCGACAGGACGCGACCGCGCGUCCUCGUGACACAGAAACUGAGAAAACGGCAACGAGAGAGGAAGGCUGCCAUGAGAGGCGCAUUUUGUUUGUGGGGGAGAUGAGGUCGCGCGUCAAGUACUUUGAAGAGCACUGGCUCUACUUCGCGGGGUUCGGCCUCCCCCUGUGUCUGGUUCAGUUCGUCUGUUCCUCUUUCGUGGACUACGGCGUCUUGUCCAUGCUCUUCCCUGUGUGCAUAGUCACCUCGCUGCACGCGCUCCCUCUCCGCUGGGUGUCUCGUUCCGACGCGUCCCUUUUAGGCCCAUACGCUCUCUUUCGGCGGCUGCCGAUCUUCGCCCCGAUACAGCUCCUCACGAGAUAUAUGCUCAGGGUCGUGGUGCGGCAUUUCGCCAAGAAAGAGAGAACACGGGGCGCGGCGAAAUUCGGUAGAAAGUAG